AUCAGGCGGCGCCGCGGGCACCUCUGCUCCUCGGUGAUUGGCCUGCAGCGGGGUCCUCACGUUUGUCCAAUAUGGCGGCGCCCAGUGGCGGUGUGAACUGUGAGGAGUUCGCGGAGUUCCAGGAAUUACUCAAGGUGAUGAGGACAAUUGAUGACAGAAUAGUACAUGAAUUAAACACGACGGUCCCAACAGCUUCCUUUGCAGGGAAAAUUGAUGCCAGCCAAACCUGUAAACAACUUUAUGAGUCUUUGAUGUCAGCUCAUGCCAGUAGGGACAAAGUUAUAAAAAGUUGCAUAGCGCAGACCUCAGCAGUAGUAAAACACCUCCGAGAAGAGAGAGAAAAGAAUUUGGAUGAUUUAACAUUAUUAAAGCAACUUAGAAAAGAACAGACAAAGUUGAAAUGGAUGCAAUCAGAACUCAAUGUUGAAGAAGUGGUAAAUGACAGGAGCUGGAAGGUGUUUAAUGAACGCUGCCGAAUUCAUUUCAAGCCUCCAAAGACUGAAUAAAGGAGAUUUUUUUUUUCCUAAAGGACUGGGUCAUCUCACCAGAGCUAAGCAUGACAGACAUCAACAGAGUGGGCUUCCUAAAUGAUUUCUGAGCCAACAGUCCAAGUCCUUUUGUUGAUUUCAGCCCCACUUAGCCAAGACCCCAAGUCUAAGUAAUUCUAAUAAUUAUGAGUAAUCAACUGCUAUUUUAUACUGAUUCUGUAAAAAAAAAUGUUUUGUAAGUAUUAAAAUAAUUUUCUGACUUGG
Dipodomys spectabilis (banner-tailed kangaroo rat) is the source of this 752-nucleotide messenger RNA. RefSeq names its product mitochondrial matrix import factor 23 (gene Mix23). Lineage: Eukaryota; Metazoa; Chordata; Mammalia; Rodentia; Heteromyidae. The coding region runs from base 72 to 506 and encodes 144 amino acids. The transcript has 5 exons. Gene Ontology annotation, cellular component: mitochondrial intermembrane space; mitochondrion. The record is from RefSeq and is a predicted model, not a curated record.